Molecule: messenger RNA, 1854 nt
Organism: Psylliodes chrysocephalus
Lineage: Eukaryota; Metazoa; Arthropoda; Insecta; Coleoptera; Chrysomelidae
Source: the annotation of a GenBank genome assembly
AAUUUUUAAGGUUAUGUUGUUAUUUAAAAGUCAAUUUGAAAUUUAAUUUUGGUUCAAAAAUCUAAAAAUGUGGCGUAAUUCCUUAUUUUUUUAUAAAAUAUUAAACUAUGCUCCAAAAAGAGUAGCCCUAUCUAAUAGUUUUGUAAAUCCACUACCCUUUGCUAAACGUUUUCAAAAGAAUAUACAUUUAUCAUCAAUGUUACAAAUGUUCGUCCAAACACAAGAAACUCCAAAUCCAAAUAGUCUAAAAUUUAUACCAGGAGUUAAAGUACUUGAAACUGGCCAAACGAUUGAUUUUCCCAAUGGACAAGCUGCAUAUGGUUCACCACUGGCAAAAUUACUGUUUAGAAUUGAAGGGGUUAGAAGUAUUUUUCUUGGUUCAGAUUUCAUUACAGUUACCAAAUCUGAAGAUGAGGAAGUUAAUUGGAAAUUACUGAAACCUGAAAUUUUUGCAACAAUUAUGGAUUUUUUCGCUAGUGGUUUACCUGUAUUAAAUGAAUCUACACCAAAUCAGGAUACACAAAUUAAUGAAGAUGAUGAUGAAACUGUGCAAAUGAUCAAAGAACUUUUAGACACAAAAAUAAGGCCUACUGUACAAGAAGAUGGAGGUGACAUCAUUUUUGUUGCUUAUGAAGAUGGAAUAGUAAAAUUAAAGAUGCAGGGUGCUUGUUCAAGUUGUCCAAGUUCUGUUGUGACUUUAAAAAAUGGAGUGCAGAAUAUGAUGCAGUUUUAUAUUCCGGAAGUGUUGGGUGUUGAACAAGUUUUAGAUGAAGGAGAUAAAGUAUCAGAAAGUCAUUUUAAAAAAAUAGAAGAAAAAUUAACUCUUAAUGAGAGUGACAAAAAAUAAUGACAUUAACUCUUAGGAUGAUAAUAAAAUGUGUAUAUAAUCUGAUUUUUAUGUUAAAAAACUUUGCUAUUAGAAAACUAUACUUGCUUAACUCUGACAAAAAUAGAAAAUUUGGCACAAACAAUGAAACAAUCUCCACACAAAACCAAUAAAAUGAAAUUGGUCGAAAUUUGGAUUAAGGGUUUCAACAAAUGUUUUGUAGUUUUAAGUAGUACUAUUUUGACUGAUAAUUUUUAGUUUCAAAAUAAAUUUGAAAUAUUGUACAUAAUAUAAAUUAAAUAAAUAUAGGACUACAAAUUCAAGUUUUCUUUAACCCAAAUCAGAUUUUUUAACAAUUGGGUGGUAAAAAAUAAAUAAAAAUAUUGCUAUCAAUUAGUCCUAUUUAUUUUCUAUAGAUAAAAUUUCUGGCUCAAAAUUCUAACUAUAAAAUUUUAGUCAGGAAAAUAAGCAAUAUUGUUCUCAUAGAAUCAUAGCUAAAUUAUGGAAUAGGUAAUUGGCUGGGGUGGAUUAAUAAUUUUUUUAAUGUCUUAAUUUGCAAAUAUUUAGUUUUAACCAAUUGUUUUUGGAUAUGCAAAUCUUGGGUGAGUAUGAGAUUAUUUGUAAAAACAUCCUUGUCCUUUGCAAUAAAACAAUAAUCUCACACCCACAAUAUUUAAUCAUUUAAAAUAUAUAUAGCAAAUAAUGUUUACCUACCCAGAGUAAAUAAAGCCUUAGGUCCAAGAUGUUACACUUACAUUAUACCAAGAUUGUAUAACAAGCUACCGCAAGAGCUGAGAUAGAUUAAAAAAACAGAGCUUUCUCCAUCAUCUAGAAACCUCGAAAAAGCAGUGCUGUGCGCCGCAUUUUUAAAUAGACUAAUUUUUACCGUUUAAGUCGAUAUAAAGAAUUUGUUGAAUAAAUAAGUUAAAUUAUCUAUAUAAAUUAAUAGUUCCGAUAUAUAAAUUAGUAUUUGAGUAUAUAUACUUUGUGUAUAAAUCUAUAUGUUCAAAGAGUAUACAUAAAUUGUG